UCCACCGAAAAAGCAUAUUUGGUCUGCCAGAUCAUUUGAGAGGUACAUACUUCAAUUAUCAUGAGGUAUGGACUUGAAAAGAUAAAUUCCGACAAAAUAUGUAAAUUAGUGUAUUUGCAUACUUUAUUGAACAUUGCGGAAAUUACAAUUUUUCAUGUCCUGUAACAUCAUCCAAAAGCAAGGUUGGAGAAAAUCGACUCCAAAGAUAGAAAUGGUAGAUGAUUAUAACCUACUCAUUUCACCAUACACAUGGCCUAAUCAUUCAAAAGGUCUAUUAUCCUGAAAGUUGAAUGGCGGAGGGAUGAUUUGCAACAGUAAAAAAAAAAAAAGGUAAUUUUGAUUGAAACCUAAAUCUUUUUUUCAGUGGAACAGAAACUUAAGGCUGAAUAUCGCGGCACAGACAAGUUCAGAAAUAUUUUCGUAUUUUAUGUCAUACAUCGCGCGCGUGUGAAUAACUGCGCAUGCGUACAAAAAGCAACAUGGCUGCUUCCUCUAGAAAGUAUGCAUAAUUCUGUGAGGGAGGGCAAUGCUGGGUUACGCUGUUUAUGCAGGCACUGUAUACUUUAUUUGAGCGUAAUGUUUUACGAUUUUAGAUUAAACUGGUGUUCGCAAAUGCUGGCGUAAUGUGAUUUUUCUUCAUACUUGGCAAUGACUAGAGUAUCCUUGCCUACCAGAAGCUACUUGGCUAAUUUAGCAUACGCUAACUGUGUAGAAAAUGUCAAUACUGUUCAGAAAUACCAAAGGGUGGUUGCUGGACCAGUGUUCGUAUAUUAACGAAAGUUACCAGCAUUGUCUUGGACUUGAACAAAGACAAUACUUAAAAUGUUGCUUCAAAAAACAUUAUUUUGACAUUGCCAAGCCUCACAUUAGUCUCAAACCGGACGCCACUGCUGGCGGUGCAACUGCCCGCAGUCCACGGGUUGUUGAGAACAAUACAAAGGAAGUGGUUAGUGAAUUGCAUUUGGAGGAUGAACAAAUGAGAAACACUACGAAUAAAAAGAAGCGGAAACGCAAACAUAAAGAGCUGAACCAAGGAGAAAUUGAUUCACUGGUUCAUCAUGAAAAGGUCAGGAGAAUCAUUUUGGAGGGAACUGCGCUCAUAGUAGCUGAGGGUCGUUCUUGCGGUUUCUUCUGUCAAACAGAAAAUGUUGGCAAACUGCACAUUCCGAUUGAGGAUGGUCGUUUGGCAGACUUGUGCGACAUGGCAAAACAGCUUCCUCUAGUGGACAACAGUCAGCAAAAACUUGUGCAGGUUAUUGGUGAUGAUGACGAGUGUCCGAUGGAGCAACUGGACUUGUUCACACGGAUAACAGAAAACCCCCUUAACCAUGCAAGAGAAGUUUUGCUGAUGGGAGAGCGAUAUGUACUUCCACCACAUUGCAACUUCUUACUUUCCGACAUUAGCAGAAUGCAGCCCCUGGAGAACUAUGGAAAAAGGUUUGAAGCCAUUGUUCUGGAUCCACCAUGGGAAAACAAAUCUGUCAAAAGAAGCAACAGGUACAGCUUCCUGCCCUCGUCACAGCUCAAACGGCUUCCUGUCCCUCUGCUGACCGCCCCGGGCUGUCUGGUAGCCACCUGGGUGACCAAUCGUCAGAAGCACCUGCGAUUCGUGAGGGAAGAGCUGUACCCCCACUGGGGUGUGGAAGUCCUGGCCGAGUGGCUUUGGGUCAAGGUAACCAGGUCUGGAGAGUUUGUGUUUCCUCUCGACUCUCCGCAUAAGAAGCCGUAUGAAAUGUUGGUGCUGGGGAGAGUUUGCGGGAAGACAGAGCAGAAAGUCAGCUCUUCAGAAGCACCAGAGCCCGUUCUGCCAGACCACAGGCUGAUCGUCAGUGUGCCCUCAGUGCUUCACUCUCACAAGCCUUCCAUCGCAGAGGUGUUGAAAGAGUAUCUGGGCCCUGACCCGGCUUGCCUCGAGCUGUUCGCUCGCAACCUUCAGCCUGGCUGGACCAGCUGGGGGAAUGAAGUCAUCAAGUUCCAGCGUCUGAGUUACUUCGAUGUUGAACCAGUCAGCUGUCUCCCCCCCCCUCCCCUCACCCCUCCGGAUCUGCACUCAAGUGUCCACUCUGAAGCCCGACAGCCCGGUUUAAAGUGCAAGGGUUCAGCCACAGGUUUAGACCGCUCUCAAGUCUGCACUCCUAGACGGGUUAAUGAACAGAGCUCUGCCAAAGUUUAAACUGCUCUGCCAAGAAUAUAAUGAAGACAGUUUGCCCACAGGUUUACAACAUGCAGGAUUUAGGUGUUUGAGAUGAAAAUCCCAAUUUGUUUUUAUAGUCUAAGGAGCCGGAUAAAUCUCUUUUUCCUUUGAAUCCUCUAUGUGUGUAUAUAUAUUUAACCUGUAGAAUGGAAAUCUUGGGAUUCAGAACUGGUGAUGAGAUGAAAGGCAGAACCAAGUAGAGAUGUUUGGUCAGAGAUCUUGUUUUAUAUUCAUGGGAGGCCCCCAAGUUACCAGGCCAUGUUUGAACUACACUUGCCUGAUUGUUUUAAUACACAAGUGCAUGAUACUUUUUAGAUUGAGAACUAGACCAAUCUGUGCAUCUCUGAUCUGAAUUAAUCAGUGAAACUUGGGUAUUUUAAAUAUAUUUUGGUAUAUUGGAAUAUUCUGAUUUUAUUUGUUUCUAAAACAUUUACUUGUGAAGUUUGUAACAUUUUUGUAUUUUUAGUUCAAUAAAGAAAUCUAAGCUUU
Conger conger (European conger) is the source of this 2683-nucleotide messenger RNA. It is a transcript of the gene mettl4, whose product is annotated as methyltransferase 4, N6-adenosine. The coding region runs from base 716 to 2173 and encodes 485 amino acids. The transcript has 8 exons. Gene Ontology annotation, cellular component: cytosol; RNA N6-methyladenosine methyltransferase complex; nucleus. Gene Ontology annotation, molecular function: RNA methyltransferase activity; site-specific DNA-methyltransferase (adenine-specific) activity; nucleic acid binding. NCBI's taxonomy places the organism in Eukaryota, Metazoa, Chordata, Actinopteri, Anguilliformes, Congridae. The record is from RefSeq and is a predicted model, not a curated record.